Polyodon spathula (Mississippi paddlefish) is the source of this 1564-nucleotide messenger RNA. It is a transcript of the gene echdc2, whose product is annotated as enoyl CoA hydratase domain containing 2. The transcript has 10 exons. The record is from RefSeq and is a predicted model, not a curated record. Gene Ontology annotation, cellular component: mitochondrion. Gene Ontology annotation, molecular function: enoyl-CoA hydratase activity. Gene Ontology annotation, biological process: fatty acid beta-oxidation. Lineage: Eukaryota; Metazoa; Chordata; Actinopteri; Acipenseriformes; Polyodontidae. Bases 307 to 1323 code for a protein of 338 amino acids.
UGUGGACAAAACAAGGAUUUUACAGGAACUGGUGUACCCUACAAACGAUUUGCUUAUCUUUAACAAUCGAUGCAUAUCUCGAUAGUGAGUUUUUAAGUAUAUGCAUAGUAAUUAGACUUCAGAACCCAGCGUUAACACACACCUGUCAGUACGCUGUAGAUCGGUAGUGCCUAGAGGCGUGCCUGCCAAGAAAUCCAGCGAUCCGCCUCUAGAGCUGCCUAGCGGGCGGGUUAUCCUCUGCCUAAACUUGACUUUCUCAUUUUCACUUCCUUCUAAUAAUUAAAGAGCCACAGCAUUUAGUACACAAUGAGUUUGUUGCAUAAACUAGCACCUUGGUCGAGAAAGGCAGUUUUAACUUUAUCGGCUCUCAGGCAAUUGUCUGCGAGUUCAUCGGUAGCCAAGGUCCGUGGUCCCCCAGCGGGCUGCAGUGCCUGUCCGACCAGACGUCGGAUUUUCCUCGGUUCCCCGGAUCCUCUUGUGGCCUGUGCUGCCAGGCAUUACUCGGAGGAUCUGCCACCACUGCAGCGAGAGGUCAGAAUAAAGAAGCUGGAAGGGGAUGAUAGCGGGAUCGCGGAAGUGCGCAUGAGCCGGCAGCGAGCACGCAACGCCCUGGGAAAGGUGUUCAUCACUCAGAUGUUUGAGGUGGUAGAUACUCUGCGUCAGGACAGCCAGGUGAGGGCGGUGGUGUUUCACAGUGAAGUCAGGGGAGUGUUCUGUGCAGGCGCUGACCUGAAGGAGCGUGCUCAGAUGAGCAACACUGAGGCAGAGCACUUCGUCCACCGGCUGCGCAGCCUCAUGAGUGAGAUCGCGGCGUUGCCAAUGCCCACCAUCGCAGCGAUAGACGGCUUUGCUCUCGGUGGGGGGCUUGAGCUGGCCCUGGCCUGUGACCUUCGCACCGCAGCUGCUUCUGCAAAGAUGGGUUUGAUUGAGACCACAAGAGGGCUCCUCCCAGGUGCAGGGGGCAGUCAGAGGCUGCCACGCACGGUGGGGAUGGGCGUCGCCAAGGAGCUGAUCUUCACAGGCAGGCAGGUGGAUGGUGAGCAGGCGCUGGCACUGGGGCUGGUGAACCGGGCAGUGCCACAGAACCAGGCAGGGGACGCCGGGUACAGAGAGGCCCUGUCGCUGGCUCGAGAGAUCAUCCCGCAGGGACCAGUGGCUGUGCGGAUGGCUAAAGAGGCCAUAAACAGAGGCGCUGAGGUGGAUGUAGCCACUGGAAUGGCCAUCGAAGGAAUGUGCUAUGCCCGGGUCAUCCCCACGCGGGACAGGCAGGAGGGCAUGGCAGCCUUCAUCCAGAAGAGGGCACCACGCUACAUUGGGGAGUAGGGACUGCUGUGCUGUGGAGAGUUGACAGGCAGAAUUGCAGCACUGGAACUUCCACUGUUACAAAGCUUUUAAACCAGUAAUUCCUAGGAAACCUACACUCUGUGCUGCUCGGUUUUCUAGGAUCAGCCUCAGAUACUACACUACUGCCGCUCUGUGUUGUUCCUUUAUUUUCUUAUGGAUUUGAUUAAGACAGUUUCUCUUUCAUGUGUGGAUUUCCCCGCCUGUAUAAAAAUAUAAAAUU